Messenger RNA from Coccidioides immitis RS, 582 nucleotides. RefSeq lists its product as uncharacterized. NCBI's taxonomy places the organism in Eukaryota, Fungi, Ascomycota, Eurotiomycetes, Onygenales, Onygenaceae. The transcript has a single exon. The record is from RefSeq and is a predicted model, not a curated record. The coding region runs from base 1 to 582 and encodes 193 amino acids.
AUGAAGUGGACGUGCAAUGUCAGUUUCCUCAUCGCACGCUCCUGGCACGGCGAGUUUCUAUCGACUCCUCAACCGGAAGACGGGCCUUUCGCAUCACCAUUUUGCUUCAAGGCGUCAUCGAGUAACUCUUCCAGCCUGAAUUCGCAGGGACUAAACCGCGGUGUUGUCGACCCUUGUCAACAAUCCGUCGAAUCACUUCCUGGGCGGGAUUCGAAGAGCAUAGUCAUCAAACAUCUCACCAGGAGACCAGUCGAGAGCAUCUUGGUUGGGGCUGAGAAAGUUUCAGUCUCGAGGGAUUCGGGGUUUUAUGUCACUGAAGCGGUAAGACGAUAUCCAUGGGGAGACCUGAUCUUUGGGACAAAGGUCGAGAUCGGCCCCUUAGACCAACCCAGGCUGCGCGGGGCGUCGUUUCGUUCCCGUCUCUGUCCCGCCUACAAUGCUUCGACCAAUACGAGCAUUGAAAUUUCGAAUCAGAGCGGAGAACCAUCAAACCACAUGGAGUCCCACUGGAUCACCAUUCUGUUUCUGCCUCCUCUAGGAGGCCGAGGGCGUCGUGACGAAAGAUGUCGAGAUACCCAUUGA